Messenger RNA from Oncorhynchus mykiss (rainbow trout), 3267 nucleotides. It is a transcript of the gene sdy, whose product is annotated as sexually dimorphic on the Y chromosome. Gene Ontology annotation, biological process: immune system process; regulation of transcription by RNA polymerase II. The record is from RefSeq and is marked provisional. Gene Ontology annotation, molecular function: RNA polymerase II cis-regulatory region sequence-specific DNA binding; DNA-binding transcription factor activity, RNA polymerase II-specific; protein binding. Gene Ontology annotation, cellular component: nucleus. NCBI's taxonomy places the organism in Eukaryota, Metazoa, Chordata, Actinopteri, Salmoniformes, Salmonidae.
AUCUGCCCUUCAAUGGCUGACAGAGAGGCCAGAAUCCAAGCCCAGCACUGUUUUCUUGUCUCAGUGGAGUACUGCGAAGAGGAGGUGCUUAGUCAUGAGGUCAUGGGGGGUGAUGUCAGAAUUGCCCACAAGACCUCCCUAAUGAUGGAUGGGAUCCCCUUCAUCUCUCUCCCAAAGCCCCCCAACACCCUUCCUAUCUCCUCUGAUCGUUCAAUCCUCUCCAACCUGUUGUCCCUCAUGGAGGGUGGAGUGGUUUUAAGCUCUAGGGAGGAAGGUAUCUAUGCUGAACGGCAUAGCCAAGCCACAGUCUCCUGGAUGGGUGGCACCGGAGAUGAGAUGCACGUGAUGGAGCGUGAUGUGGACCCUGUGAUGCUCUUCAACAGAGAGCACUUCAGACAGGAGUUGGACCGCUUCGCCAGAGCAGAUGGCUCCCAACCUCAAUGUGGGUUCAGCCUAUGGUUUGGACAAGACUCAUCACUCAGUGCACCAAUCUUUAUAUCGAUUAAAUUACCAUGGGCCCAGCAGCUAUUCAAGGAAGUUCAUGACUUCAGGAUCUGGCUUGAGUCCUCCCCUGUCUCUCCUGGAGUCUGAAGAACUGGUUGGAGUCCCAACAGGACCCCAACUGCUCCCAAUAUGAGCCUAGGCCACAGCCUUUCCCACCAAACCUCUACCCUAAUCACCUCUCCUAAACCUUUUCACCUAUUUUCAUUCCCUAUAUAAACAGCUUAUUGAGCACUAUAUUUAUUCCAUCUCACACUAAAUAGAAGACAAUCAGACAGUAAAUUAAUAAAUACCCUUCAAAUGCAUCAUUUUAAUGUUGCUUAUUUGUCCAUUUCACAUUACUGCUUACUUCAUGCUGUUUGUUCUAUUACAUUUGUUUGACAUUUUAUCAAUUUUGUGACAGUUAGGUAAAUAGAUACAGGUUGAUACAGAUAGAUAUAUUGAAAAUAAUUAUUAUAAAGAAUUAAACUAUAGGAUUCAGACAUGUGCAAGUACAUUUGUGCAAAAUGUGCAAGUACAUUUUACAUUUUAGUAAUUUAGCAGACACUCUUAAUAUUGCUCUGAAAUAUGUUGGCUUGAGUUGUGCUGUUAUCUAAUAAACAAUAUCGCUAGACUGUAAUUACAUAGCAGUUACAUAGCAGUUAUUAUAUAAGUACACAAGCUCCUGAGUGGCGCAUCAGUCCAAGACACUACAUUUCAGUGCUAGAGGCGUCACUGUAGACCCUGGUUCGAUCCCGGGCUGCAUCAGAACCAGCCGUGAUCGGGAGUACCGUAAGGCGGCGCACAAUUGGGCCAGCGUUGUCCGGGUUAGGGGAGGCCGGGGUAGGUGUUCAUUGUAAAUAACAAUCUGUUAUUAACUGACUUGCCUAGGUAAAUAAAGGUUAAAUAAAAAAUGUAAUAAAAUAUGCCAUGUUACAGAAUAUGUGUCCAAGUGAAAGGUAAGAAAGCAAUUUUAUCCAGGUGGCACCUGUACAUAUUACCUCAAAUUCCUUGACACCGGUGCCCCCUGUAUAUAGCCCUGCUAUUGUUACUUACAGCUCCUCCUUAAUUAUUUGUUAUUCUUAUCUCUUACUGUUUUGUUGGUAUUUUCUUGAAACUGCAUUGUUGGUUAAGGGCUUGUAAGUAAGCAUUUCACUGUAAGAUCUACACCUGUUGUAUUCGGCGCAUGUGACAAAUACAAUUGGAUUUUGAUUUGACUAUCACACCUGAAUUGACUAGCCAACGCAUCACAAAGCCCUUGAUACAGCCUAAUGCAAGUAUUUGUAUCUGAUGUCCCUGACAAAGAUUUAAAAUAGACAGCAGAUUUAUUUUCUGAAGCACCAGUAUCUUUCUGCACAAAUAUUAGAGAGUCACGUCUCUAUAAUAACUAUUGGGAUCAUUGUAUGAGCUUUAGCUCUGAAGAUUGUGUGAUGUUAUUGAGAAGCACUCCAUCACCGAUAUAUACUCAUUAGUUUUCACUUUCAAUUAGAAACAGCAAUACAUAGGUUUAGGGUGACAUGCCCAGGGAGAAGGAGAUUAAGGCUGGAGAUCAUAUGCAAUUUAAAGGCAAAACCCCUUAACACUAAUACCAAUAACAAGAAGGCCCUGAGCACAAUCACAGUUUGGUGACACAUGUCACACCAAUAAAACAGUCAACUUGGGUAUUCUGUUUAAUUACAGAACAUUUUUAAAAGUGAAUUGUUUUAUUACACAUGUCCUCUUCAUUACAUUUGACAUAUUAAAUAUUUUAAAAGAUGUUAAGCUACGCCUGACUAAGUCACAUGACUAAGUCACUUAAAAUAAGUCACUUAAAAGUGUCUGCUUAAUGGCAUAUAUUAUUAGAUAAUAUUAUAUGUGGACAAUAAUAUCUUUAUAAUAUUGAUACAGUCAUGGGUCAAGUGUUUUAUUGUGUAUUUAUGACCUGCUGUAUAUGACCUGUUAGUCAGUUGAAUAUCUGGUUAAAUAGUGAAACAACGUGGUCUGCUCGCCUUAGCUCUGUCACGGUAAAACUGUAUUACGUGGCACUGGAGCAAGAGCGCCAACUGUCUUGUAUCACCGCAUCUGUACAAUAAACCAGUGGGAUUCGUGGCAGUUUUUUUGACAGUUUUGUUUGGUAUUUUGGGGGGCUGCACUACUAAAAUCAAUGUCUCCUAUCGAGCGGAGCCUGGUGCAAGGAAUAAUGAGGAGGCUAUUGUUAGAAGAGUGCAGUGAACAAAUGUAGAAGUGCAGAAGUUCAGUAAGGUAUGAGGGCACCAGUACAUUGAGUGCUUUGUAGGUGAGCAUGAGCAGUUUGAAUACCAUACAAGAUGAUAUAUUCUAUCAAGUCUCCUUCCAGUGUCUAAAUGUAUGUUUGUUGGAGGAAAUUAUAGUUGAAAUGAUUAAUUAUGUAUACAUUUAAAUUAGAACCAUUUAUUUUAAUACAAUUAUGUUAUGGUAUGAAAUGUAUGAGUUAUUGGUUAAACUAGGACUGAAAAUGUAGGUAAAACAAAUUAAUUGUCUGUACCUUGCGUGUUUAAGGGAGAGGGAUGGCAUAUCUUUUCAGACAGAUAAGAAUGUUCUUUGAUGUUCCAUUAGUGGAGGAGAAAAUGUAUUUUUAGACAGAUUGGAAUGUUUGUUUUAUGAGGGGAGUAGAAGAGAAUUUCCAGACCUGAAGACACUGCGCUAUUGUGUGGAUCGGAGAGAGUGUGAGAAACUGAUGACGUCAUUUUAUGUUCUCUCUCUAAAAUUGAAUGUUCUUUGUAUUUUGGGUUAGUACUCUCUUGAAUUAAACGCUGUUACCUGACUUUU